AUGACAUAUCAGUGGCCAUCGAGACUCCCAGACUACACAUCCAGCGAUAUAUCGACUACAGACUUAUCCCCACUCACCUGCCGGCCGCUACCACGUCAAUCUUCAAGGAAGGAUCGUCGAAAUGUUCCUAGAGGCACUGUGGCAUCACGCAUCUCGUAUAUACAGAGUGUGGCGAACCCAACUCUUGCCAAUAUUACUGCCCAAAGUGUAUUCCAGCGUCGAGAAAGGUCGUGCACUGGUUGGUGUCAACGCGUGAAUAGUCGUUUUGGCGAGCCGGCAUCCAGGAAUACUAGAAUGAUGGAGCAGACGCAGGUGGAUAGUGCGCAUUCAUUUUUGGGUCUGAAUAUUGCAAGGAAGAAUCACGAGGAAGAGCAUGCGAUAGCAAAACACAGAGUGAGCUUUGAUCGGACACCAGGUCUUCAUGGUCAGCUCAAACCACAAGGGUUCGUCCAGCUUGUGCAAUAUGAUGCUGCUUCCCCUUGGCCGGUCUUAUCGAACGGAUCGACACCAAGAAAUUCCAGGAAAUCCCGUAGCGAAAGUGUCAUAGGAGUCUUGAAAGAGGACAAUCCUUAUGAAAGUCGGAAUCGAGGUCUGGGAAGCGAACACCAGCCGUUCCAGGAAUCAGUCGACAUGUACCAGCCCAAUAUAAGCAUCCGACGUAGGGAGAACUGUGGCUCAGACUCUUCUAUCCUUACGACAUCAGACAUACGUCGCCAAAGUGUGCGUGAUCUGUAUCGCGACUUCGGGGUUGAACGACCACGACACUUGGUAUCUUCUAGAGGUUCUUCACGGGAUGUCAACGAGACGCCUAGGCCUGCCACGCAGACUCGACAUUGCCUUCACUGCUCGUGGGCAAAUACAUCGAAAAGCAAUCGAUGCCUAGGAUGUGGGCAUAAACUUCGCGAUGAAAUUGACGCAUCUGCUACCCAGAAGACACCAAAGCCUGCCACACAUCCAGGCUCUAAGAAUGGAAGUGUUGACGGCGGCUCCAAUUCUCCUAAGCAUGGCAGACUGCCUGAAAAACUACAGAUUAAACCUGUACCUGCAACAUAUGUUCCACAAAGACCUGGAUUAGGCAUUUUCCAACCGUCUCAGCCGAUCUACAAGCCCGCUAGGAAAAAGUCAACUGCCACCGUCAAGUUUCCUUCUUUCGAUGCGAAUAUCGUUGCUACAAAACCCAGUUCCAGAGCACUUCCGAAAUUUAAGGCAUCGCCCCGCCGUAUGACGCCCCCUAUUUUACCACCAUCCAGAUCUCAAAUAAGAUUGAGCGUUAAGCAAAACCCUUUCCUCGUCGCAGAUGCAAAGGCACGAGAAGACCAAUCAAAGCCGACUCAGGCAGUAGCACAACAAUCAUUGUCUCCUGAAAGACAUCACAGUCAACAGCAUAUUGACGGGAAAUGCGAUUGUACUGACAAUUCAACUGUUGCGGAUGAGCCCUGUGAAAGCCCUAGCUGUCGAGCGGCCUACAACGGUCAUAAACCGAGUCGUCACACAUUGACCUGUAGUCAGCAAAAAGAUCACUUACGCGAAAAGACUGACUUAGGCUACACUGCGGAUAUAAGUCAUGGAGAAGAGGGCAAUGAAGCUACUCAUAAGCCUCGAUUUCAGUUGCCGUCUGAGAAUGAUUUGGGGCACUUGUCAGAGGGUAGUGAUGUGCACCAUGCACCGAGAAGCAUAAGCCGAGGCCAUAUGAAUUCUUCCGCAGUGCCUUCUCGAAAGGGAACGAUGCUUGCGACAGAGUUACGUGGUAGAUAUUCAUCGGUGUCUCACUUUUCGCAACAAUCACAUGAGGGGCCGUCAGCAGAGAGCGGUAAUUCGGCCUCAGAGCUAUUGCGAAACUUUCCCAAGAUGCGUAUUGCAAGCUUGUUGAAUGAAGAUGCUGAGCAAUCAAAUCUACCUCCCUGGCAGUCCUUCAAUCAGCCUACGACCAAAAUACCUCCUGGGAGCUCGAUAGGUGACCAUGUCAAGAAAGCGCUGCGAGACGAGCCAAACACAGACUCCAGUGCCGAUACCCAGUCGGAACUUGGAAAGUUGCAGUCCUUCUCUACACACCGACCGAGCCUGCAGACGAAUAUAACGACGCCAGACCGUUCAUCUCUUUGUAAGCCAUCAGUAACAGCGCCUGCCAUACCGACGAGGAAGACAUCCAUAUGUCCUAAGCACGCCACCAGAGGUGAAGCAGCUCCUCUAAUAAUUCAAGGUCCAUGUGCCGCAACCGAAGAGUCCCGCCAAGCGCGCCGGGCCUCAACUUCUAUCGUGUCUCCCAGAGUAAUGGGCUUGAGAAGCACAGCUGCCGUGCCAGAACUCACAAUAAAAGUACAGCACCGUCAGAAAGAGCUUAAUAGGUUAGAGAACGAAUUGAAUGAUAUCAAGGAGAGAUCCGAUGAGUGUCAAAACCACCACGCCGCCGUUUCUGAGCAUGAAGAAAAACACACUCAAACUCGAAAAGAUCAGAAUACAGAUGACGCUAUAUCACAAAUCAUCGACGCAUAUCAUAGCGAUCACGCACCAUCAAGUCCACAACACGAUGAAAGCAAUUCUCACCCUCAAAAGUCUUUGACUCCUACCACCUGUCCCAGAGCGAGGAAAUUACACAUGAAACUCAUCAACCCGGCUCUCGAACCACAUUGGAUCUUUGAUCGGAAUGUGCUUGCGGGGCUAGCGAGAGAUGGGUACCCGUAUAGUCCUAGUCCGGCGAGACAGAGUGAUAUGCAUGAGUGUAUUUGGCGACGGCUGUUUUUGGAGGAGCAGAGGAGUGAGAUUGAGAGGGAGGGGAGGAGGGUCGGGGGUGAGAAGAGGAGUGUGGAAGUUGGGAAGCGGGAGAUGGAGGCGAAGAGAGGGGAAGACAUUAGGAAGGGUGGUGAUGGGGAGGUUGAGAUUGGUGGGAAGAGGGGGGUGGAGGAGAAGAGGAAUGCGAAGCGGGAGGCGGGGUUGAGGGGUCUGACGGUCGUGGUUCAUUGGGAGGGGAAGGAGGAUUUGGUGUUGGUUUGUGAUGUGUAG
Messenger RNA from Glarea lozoyensis ATCC 20868, 3000 nucleotides. RefSeq lists its product as uncharacterized. The transcript is spliced from 2 exons. Bases 1 to 3000 code for a protein of 999 amino acids. The record is from RefSeq and is a predicted model, not a curated record. NCBI's taxonomy places the organism in Eukaryota, Fungi, Ascomycota, Leotiomycetes, Helotiales, Helotiaceae.